This is a messenger RNA of Sycon ciliatum, 2096 nucleotides long. RefSeq lists its product as uncharacterized. The transcript is spliced from 4 exons. Lineage: Eukaryota; Metazoa; Porifera; Calcarea; Leucosolenida; Sycettidae. Bases 140 to 1318 code for a protein of 392 amino acids. The record is from RefSeq and is a predicted model, not a curated record.
GUGGUUCGUUGUGUUUGGAUGUAGCGACACCUGAGAGAUGAUACCGUGCCUGCACCCCAAAUUACUGCUCUUCGCCAGUCGUAAUGGCCGAUCGAAGGAGAGGAAGUAGCAGGAGUAUUUCUGUCCUGCUUCGUUCACAAUGGCGUGUGGGUGUUUGCGAUGUGCUCUCCGGUAUCGACGAACAAGAAGCGCCCGCUAUUCGCUGUAUCUACUCGCGCUUCUGUCGUUGAUGACGCUGGCACUGAUCGCUAGACGAGUGGUACGACACGAGUGGGCGAACGAAGGGAAGGGUGCUGCGAAGCCGCUCAAGUCCAAAGUAACGCGAAGCAGACUAGAGAGAGAUCCUGUUUCGCUGCUGAAGCGUAUGCCGCUGGAUCCUCUUCUGGGAAGUCGGAGCAAGAAAAAUGAUUGGCCGAAGAACUUGCACCUUUUGCGCGUGUCGGUGUUCACCGGACCCAUGCUGUUGACAGCGCCGCACGGCAUACCGCUCUGGAGAGGUGAUAAACUCAAGGGAAACGAACCAGGUACAAGCAGCGUGGCGUGGAGGAGUGCAUUCAUGGACCCGCUACGCGGCGUGGCCACGGCCCUGACAUGGCGUGACAUCAGCGUGACGUCGGAGCUAAGCCGCAGCCGCAGUCAGCAGCCCAUUCUAGACCCUAACUACCUGCUGCCCCAGGAGACAUUCCUGGAACCCUGGUCUGUGUUCUUGCGUGCACACUUCAGAGAGUACGGUGAUCAGGCGGUGCUUGUUGACGUACAUGGAAUGGCUGACGAUCAUGGCAGCGACUGUACUAUCGGCAUUGCGCCGUGGAAUCGCACGCAGCCUGCGGAGGCAACGCGCUGCCAGCAGUGCAUCCAGGAGCGCCUGGCUGCCGUGUUCCCUGCGUUUCGCUUCAAGCAGCUGCCCUACUUCACUGGCGACUGGGACGACCGGGUGUCCGCCAGACAGCAGCAUGGCAAUGGUAACGGCAAUAACAAUCUAGGUCGCAUGACACUAAGCAGACAGGCAGCACACCUGGGCAUGCGAGCCGUGCAGCUGGAAAUGACCAUGCGAUUACGCAACGCCAUCAUCGGUGCGGCAAACACGACGACCACCGACCCUCCGGGCCCGCGCAUCGGCGGCUGGCACUACGGCAAGCUACAGGAGUUUGCCGACACGCUGCGCGUGUGCGUGCUGCGUUUAGCAAGUGCUGGCACCAAGCCCCCGGUCGUCACGUUACCAACAACAAUGCCAUUAUCAGCGCACCCUGUAACGCCGACUAGUGAAGAAUCUCAGAAAGUUACCGAACAGAUCGCCAAAGACACUGGCGGCGCAUAGGUUGAUCCUUGAAAUGGAUGCAUUCUGUGUGUUUGCGUCAUUUGACACGUCGGCUAACCUGUCGUAACCCCAACCCUAUAUCUAUAGCUCGGUGGCAGCAGUGUUCAAUACGUAGUAAGAUCUAUAUUUCUACUACUGCAAGUCGACAAAUUUUCGACCCAUUCAAAUUUCGGCUGCAACACAUUUUCGGCCUGUACUGCUGCUGCCUGUACACACUGUCACACUGAACCUUGCAGCACAAAAUUUCGGCUGCGACAAAUUUUCGGCCAAAUAUGAUCAGGCCGAAAAUAGCGGAAAAUAAUUAAGCGCCAAAUAUUCAGUUGUCUUACAGUACUUAGUUCUAGCAGCGAGUCGACUCCCUGGUUCUAGUUAUCCUGAACACUAAUUAUUAUGAUGAAGAAAGGAAAAGGACAAAAUGUUACGAGUUAUGACAAACUGUCCACCAACGUAACCAGAUAUUAUACAGUCAGCGAGUGCGACAAAAUGGCACAAAACUGACAAGGAGUACUGAGUGCCAUUUUGUCACACUCGCUGACUGUAUAAGAUCUGGUUACGUUGGUGGACAGUUUGUCAUAACCCGUAACAUUUUGUCCUUUUCCUUUCUUCAUCAUAACUAUAUUGGCUCACCAUCCGAGUUCAAACUAAUAAUUAUAUAAUUAUAUUAUUAUUGACAGCCCUGUCAAUUCCAACUUAGGGCCAUAUUUUUGCUGACCUAUUAAUUUUAUCCUCUUACCAAGAGCAACCUUCAACGGCUGACUACUGAAGUCGUUUUCUGGUA